AUGGACGUCUUCAAGCUCCUCUCGCGCUCCUCGAAAGCGCCGCACACCUCGCCUGCGCAUAAACUUCCUUCCUCCGGCGCCGUCGCAAAUCCGCAGCUUUUCGGCCACCACGAGCCCGUACAACCGCAGACUGCGAACACCAGUCGGAAGCGAAAGAGGGGACAGGAAGCCGUAGAUUCGGCUGCGGACUUGCCUGCGGAUCUCGAUUUUUUCGCCGGCGCGGGCGAGAAUGGGAAGAGCGACAAGGCAGCCAGACGGAAGGAGAAGAAGCAGAAGGCGCGGGAAGAAAAGCGCGCCGCGCAGGAGAACAGCGUAGCAGCGGUCGAAGGAGAGGUGGAGGAAGAACCCUACGACGUGGAAGAGUGCAAGAAGAUCCUGCGCUCGCAUAAACUCAAGGUUGCUGUGUUGGAAGACUUUGCUCCGCCGCCUCCAGCCGAAGAGAAGAAGAAGAAGAGCAAAAAGCGCAAGAAGGAGAAGGAAAAGAAGAAGGAAAAAGAUGUCAAGAUGCAAAUAUAUCCCCGACCGCUCACCGAGUUUUCCCAGUUGCGCACGCGAUAUGCCAUUUCGAAACGCCUGGCGGAGAAUAUACACGAGCAGGGGUAUAGGCUGCCGACGGAGGUGCAGCUUGGUGCGCUGCCUUUACUGUUGGGGAAGGAUGAUGGCGAUGUCGAUCUUUUGACGGUUGCGCCGACGGGCAGUGGGAAGACGAUUGCGUUCCUGAUUCCAAUUAUCAACUCGCUAUUGGCGCAGGGCAAGGAGGAGGGCAAGGAGGGGCCGAGGGCGAUUAUACUCGCGCCCACGAGGGAACUUGCGUCGCAGAUUGUCAACGAGGCGAGGAAGUUGGCCAAGGGCACGGCAGUCAAGGGUACGCUUAUGCGGAAGGGUAUGGAGCUUGUGGAGAGGGGUGAGGAGGUCGGAGAGACGUCUGAUGUCCUUUAA
Messenger RNA from Parastagonospora nodorum SN15, 939 nucleotides. RefSeq lists its product as hypothetical. Gene Ontology annotation, cellular component: 90S preribosome. Bases 1 to 939 code for a protein of 312 amino acids. Gene Ontology annotation, biological process: maturation of SSU-rRNA. The record is from RefSeq and is a predicted model, not a curated record. Gene Ontology annotation, molecular function: ATP binding; nucleic acid binding. The transcript has a single exon. Lineage: Eukaryota; Fungi; Ascomycota; Dothideomycetes; Pleosporales; Phaeosphaeriaceae.